This is a messenger RNA of Syngnathoides biaculeatus (alligator pipefish), 5413 nucleotides long. RefSeq names its product sphingosine kinase 1-like. Gene Ontology annotation, biological process: negative regulation of apoptotic process; sphingosine biosynthetic process; cellular response to growth factor stimulus. The record is from RefSeq and is a predicted model, not a curated record. Gene Ontology annotation, cellular component: cytoplasm; intracellular membrane-bounded organelle; membrane. NCBI's taxonomy places the organism in Eukaryota, Metazoa, Chordata, Actinopteri, Syngnathiformes, Syngnathidae.
AUGUCCCGAAGUGUUCUCAGAUGUCGCGGCGAUGACGUGACGGUGAGGCCGCCACUGUGUCCGGACCCCCGCGUCCAGGUCAGGAUGGACUCUUGGAGAAGCGCACAACAUGCAGGUCUCAACAUAAACACGCUGUACGGAGAAUUCACGUCCAGCGGUCACCGAAACGUCAGGUGCGCCGUCAGCCUGACCGACAGGGAGCUCGUCGUCCAGCGGCUCAGGUCAGCACCCGCGGGCCGGAGCCGAGUGGCUCUCAGCCUGAAGGACUGCGUGGGCUGCCGGGCGUACCGGGAAGGUGACAGCGCCGACCCGGCGGCUUACCUGGUGGCGUAUUUCUACCCGCUCAAGCGACGCUGGGCGGGCACCGGGCUGUCCAGGCAGAGAGUGGAGCAGUGCUUCCGACUCGCCGCGCUCCAAGAGCCGUUGGCCAAUCUCGAGGAGGCGCAAAAGUGGGCUCGCGCCGUCCGUGAGCGCUCGAACCGCCUUCGAGACGGGGUGCUGCUUAGUGAGCUUUCGCAUCCAUGCCGGCUGCUGCUGCUGGUGAAUCCACAUAGUGGGAAAGGACAUGCGCUCACGCUUUACAACAGCCACGUAAAGCGGAUGCUGAACGAGGCCGGAGUCCUUCAUACAUUAUUCAUCACAGAACAUCAGAAUCAUGCUCGCGAGCAUGUGAGGGAGGCUGACCUGUCCCAGUGGGACGCUCUCGUUGUCAUGUCAGGCGAUGGUCUUCUGUUUGAGGUAAUAAAUGGUCUCCUGGAGAGAUCAGACUGGGAGGACGCUAUCCUUACACCACUUGGUAUACUCCCUGGUGGUUCAGGAAACGCCUUGGCUGCAUCCCUUCAUCACUACGUAGGUGCUUCGUUGGUGUCCAGUGAGGAGCUCCUGGUCAGCUGUGGCUUCCUUCUCUGUAAAGGUGUGGUGUCCCGAAUGGAUCUGGUCUCGGUCCACCUGUCUUCUGGCACUCGCCUCUUCUCCUUCCUCUCACUGGCGUGGGGUUUUGUUGCCGACGUGGACAUCGAGAGCGAGAAGUACCGGCACGUCGGGGCGGCCCGGUUCACCUUGGGCACACUGGUAAGGUUGGCUUCUCUUCGCGUCUACAAGGGCAAGCUGGCCUACCUGCCUGCCACGGGAGACCGCAACUGGGUGGGAUCUAGACUUGCAAACAAUCACAGCACUUCCUCACACCACUCAAUGAGAGAGUCUCCCAUGCAGAACUCCUUCCACAACUCCUGUAAUUCCAAUAACUCCCUCAAGGCGAGGAGAAUUGAGCGUUCACGCAUCUCCAACAGACCUCAGACGAGCCUGUCAGACUCUCUGCUCCCCAGUCUAGAGGAGCCUCUUCCUGGGAACUGGGUGGUGGUGCCCGAAGAAGACUUUGUUCUGGUGCUGGCCAUGUACCAGUCCCACCUGGCCGAGGACCUGCUGGCUGCGCCGGACGCCACUUUGGACGAAGGCAUAAUUCAUCUGUUCUACGUCAAAGCGGGAAUAUCCCGUGCUGCACUGCUCAGACUCUUCCUGGCCAUGGAGAAGGGCGCCCACAUGGUCUCCAGCUGUGCUCAUCUGGUGCACACUAAAGUGCUGGCACUCAGGCUGGAACCGUAUUCUCCCAAAGGCAUUAUAACGGUAGAUGGAGAGGUAGUAGAAUAUGGGCCGGUGCAAGCAGAGGUGCACCGGGGUAUUGCUAGAAUCAUUAGUGCUUAAAUUUUAACCAGCUGACACACACACACACACACACACACACACACACACACGCACACACACGUAAUAAACACAUUUCACAUCCAACAUCACUUCCAGAGACAGCGACAUGAAAGUUGAAGCUGCUGUUUGUCUGAGUGCCUGGGGCGCUUUUAUGUGUGCUUCAGAGGACAGCGCUUCCAAGGAAGAAAACUGUAUGAAGUCUUCAGCGUUAAAGACAAGAGGCAGUGACGCCGCUUCCUCUGACAUUCUGAAAACUUAAGUUCACUGAAGACUAAAUUGGCUCUACGUGUGAGUGUAAAUGCUCAUUUUUUUCUACGUAGCGACCACCGCCCACAAUCCCAAUGAGAAUAAGCACAACAAAUAAAUGUAAAACAAUGGAUAGAAGAAAAAUGCAGAUUGAGGAUUUUUUAAUCAUAGAUUAAUUAGUUUUAUUUUGGGGGGAUUCAUUCAAAGUGGUCCAAUUUGCUUGGCUGAUUUUUAUUUUUGCUGUGAUCUUGAGGCUGAGUUCCUGACACAAUGUUAACUAAACAUGCUUGCUCCAUGAAUUCAGCUUACAUCCAUCCAUCCAUCCAUUUUCUCUCACAGCGGUUUAGAUGGAGCAAAUCCCAACUCUGACUCUGCGCCAGCCACCGGCAGGACACAUGUAGACAUUCACACCUACGGACAAUUUAGUCUUUGAAUAAUGUGCACGUUUUGGGAAUGUGGAAGGAAUACAAGAACUGAAGUGACUGAAGUGAACCCUUCCAACAGUGCUGCAGACGCGCAAGCCAAUAUCCCACCCUGCUGCCUUUGAAAUAAAUCCCAUUUUCCAUAAAAAGGCAAUACCCUCACCCACAUCAAGAAAGCGGAACGCCAACAUGCAUGAACAUGAAAGGAAACUUUACAAUUCUGUUUCUUGCCUCUCGUUAAUUAAUAAUGAGCACUGAUGACCUUCACAUUCUUGUCUUAAGUGGUGUUCAGUCCGUCAGCAUAUUUAGGGGCCUCCAUCUUAAUUCUUGUAAUUACAUUUCAAAAUGCUUACUUCUAGUUGAGUCGGGUUAUUGUUUCUUCCCCCCCCCCCCAAUUAAGAGGCACAUAUUUACAUGCGUGUUGGCAUGAAUACCAUGUUUCUGUCACUACCUUGCAUACAAAGCAAGCAAAGACAUUUUAGUAAGAAAAUUAUUGCACACCAUGGAAACACCGAAUCCUUACCAAGGUGUCCUUAAUGCUGCGCUAAUGUUUGAAAAAUGACUGUUAAUUGUGACUUUUGUCUGUUUCAUUUUAUUCCAAAGAUCUCAUUUGGACACAAUUGGGUUGCAAUUUAUCUCAAAAUGUGCCAUCAGCUGGAUGGGCCUGAUGCUUGGCAGUGGCGAGGAUGUCUGUCUGGGUGGGGGCGGGGGGACACACUAAUUAAUUCUUGCCACAGGAGAUGCUUUGGGAGCACUGGUAAAAUAUCUCAAGUGGAGGGGGUGUGUUUCAUUUUAACACACAGAAAUGAAAAGGUUGACUCAACAAUAAAGGAAAAGGUGAGAAAAUAUCAUUUGGUAGGAAAUUGUGAAAAGAGAAGCUGGGCACACUCAAAAACAUGCUGCACUGCAAAGCCUUUUGGUUGUCAUAAAAUCAAAGGGUUAUCACUCCUACAAUUGUCACACACACACAAAUAAAUAAAAGUACUCCAUUGGAGCAGUACAAGGGGAGUUAAACUGUAGAAUAUUUUAACUGAAGGAAGUGCAUUAGCGUAAAAGUGCCCUUCAUUUGGGAAGGAAUUUGAGAAAGGAAUAAAGGAGUAAAGCACAUGUACUUUUUCCUCUCCCAGUGUAGGGCUUUCCACAUUUUUAAAUAACUCAGUGGUAGCUAAAAUGGAUGGAUGUCGAAACGCAUAAAAUGAGAACGUUUUAACUUUGCCACAAGUUAUUUUUUUUUUUCUCUUCCCCAACACACAUUGACAACUCCUAUUUAAACCUGCAAUUUUACCAAUCCCCCUUAAUUCCGCUGAAAGUUUUAUCGCCACACUUUUAUUUUCCACCGAGCUGCAGCCAUUCACUGCAGGACAAACAUGUCAAGUGAGUUUUUGGAUGUCAGGCUCCUGGGACCAUUUCAUGUUGUGUAGCACCACAAAAAGCCUGCAUGUUUGCUAAAGUCCUGUUAAAAGUUUUAUUUUCCCAAAGUAGUGCUGCAGUCAAAAUGAGGUAUAACCUAUGUAUAGAGCUCGUGCACGUGACGUCACUAUUUUCACGGCACCAUAUUGCCGGUCAAACAGAGCUGCUCGACAUUGUGGGAGACAUUGAACCGGAGCAGAAUAUUAACAAUGCCCGAGACCUGAUGUGCUGUUGGUUGUCGCAACAGACGAGACAGAUCUUCAAAGAGAUCAUUCUACGGAAUACCAGCAGAAAAGACAAGAAAAGAUUGAUGGAUUUCGGCAAUUAAACGUGAUGGAUGGUGCCUAACCAAAUACACGCGCCUGUGUUGCGAUCACUUCAUUUCAGGGAGGAAUUAUUCUUCUCAAUCUCAAAUAACCAGGAAGAAUUUAUAAUGCCAAGUUGACUCAUUUGAGAUAAAUGCAUAUUAAAAAGAGAGGUUUACAGAGGUUAACUUGGCCGCAAUAUGCUUCCGUGUACAAAGGUGACGACUCCGUGUCCUAAUUUUUUUUUCCCAAUCAUAGUUAAUGAAUGCGAAGUUGUGUAAAACCAGGGAUCAAUUAUUUAUAUACUGGUAUUUGUAUUGAAUAAAUGACAAGUGUAUAGAGAUCAUGCACGUGAUGGAUGGUGCCCAAUGAAAUACACACUCCUGUGUAGCCAUCAUUUCAGGUAGGAAUUAUUCUUCUCAAUAUCAAAUUAUCAAGAGGCAUUUAUAACUUCAAAUUGACUCAUUUGAGAACAAUGCUUAUGUAAAAAAUAAUUAAAAAAAUAUCUGUCAUAGAGAGGUUUACGGAGGUAAGCGUGUGGCAGCAAUAUGCUAACAUGUACGGAGCCUACACUAUUUUUAUCCCCACAGUUAAUGAAUGCUAGUUUGUGUAAAACCAGGAGUCAUUUAUUUAAAUAUUGGUCUUUUUAUUGAAAAAAAAUCCGAGUGGAUCCAUCACUGUGUGGGAUUUAUUCCUUUAGUAUUUGUGUCCAGACUUUUAUACGCUUUUAAACUUUUCUGUGUAAAACUCGACGACUUACUCACCAGAUCCAUGAUUACAUGAUUACAGAUCCAGUUGUCCAAGACAAGCGGGAGCGAAUUAAAAGUCCAAUUUCUUAUUGCCGAAAACAUGGACUUCGGCAUUAAAUAUGAGUCCUGUAUGCCAAGUGUCUCCCAUUUUUUCAAGUACCUUCGUUUAUUAUCACUUUCUAAAUGUUUAACGGUCACGUGACUUUGGUGAUGUCGGUGCACGAGCUCCAUAAGUUUAUCCAAAUCCUUCUCUGACGCUGUGCGCCUUGAUUCUUGUGUCCCCUGCUGGUUGGACUAGGCUGGUGCUUCAAAUAAGUGAGCUCCUUAAAUUUGAAUGGAAAAGUAAACACAAAUGCGUUGUUGCUGAAACUGAGUGUAGUUGUUGUGUGAUGCUCAUAAGGUUUGUUUUCUACUUGCUGCUUCUGAGUAGUUUCUUCUCCCCCCCCCCCCAAAUGGGGAUGGCAGUUGAUAGGUGAUCCCAUUUAUUGUUCUAGAGAGAUCUAUUUUUCCAAGAGACAAAUGUCUGUAGUUUGUAAUAGUUUGUUUUAUGCUAUGAUUAACAAAUAAAAGGACACUUGAA